AUGGGAAGGGUGCAGUGCCCCCAGAGGACAACAGUCACCAGAUCUCUCUCUGCAGGGGAUUGGCCAGAGCUGCGGCUGGUGGGUGGCUCUGGCCAGUGCUCAGGACGCAUGGAGAUUCUCCACCAGGGUGCCUGGGGCACUGUGUGUGAUGACCUGUGGGACCUGAAUGAAGCUGAGGUUGUGUGCCGGCAGCUUGGGUGUGGUCGAGCCAUGUCUGCCCUUGGAAAGGCACACUUUGGCCCCGGCUCAGGAGACAUCUUCCUGGACAACCUCCAGUGCGCUGGUGUGGAGCGCUACCUGGGCCAGUGCGCCCACUCAGGCUGGUCAGAGCACAACUGUGGGCACCAUGAGGAUGCUAGUGUCAUCUGCUCAGAUGCAGAAGAACUACCUCCACCCACACCUCCAGGUUCUUCUACAGCUUCUCAGGAUCACAUAAAAGGAGGAAGUAACUCUUGUGGAGGGGUCAUUUCUAGUCUCUCUGGUGCAUUUUCUAGUCCACAGUAUCCAGAAAACUACCCAACAGACAUCCAGUGUGUUUGGGAGAUCCACAUGGAUACAAAAUUUCGCAUAGAACUUAUAAUUCCAAGUUUGAAGUUGGAAGAUAUCCUUGGAUGUCCCUAUGACUCCGUUGAAAUCCUCAAUGGUCCCAGGAUUGCCUCGCUCUCCAUGGGGAAGUUCUGUGCCCCUGAAACUGUGAUAUUCUUCUCCUCCUCGUGUAUCAUGACGGUGGUGUUCCAAAGUGAUUCUAUGAAAACCAACACUGGCUUUUAUGCUCUUUUCAAUGCCGUUCCGCAGGGUGAAAGGGAGUCAGAUGCUGGGGACUGGGCUCCAGAUGUGAUUCCUCCACCCCCAGAUAUCAUUCCUCCAGCCCCUAUACCACAAGGAGGAAGUAACUCUUGCGGAGGAGUGAUUUCAAGUCUCUCAGGUUCCUUCUCCAGCCCUUGGUACCCUACAAACUACCCCACCAACUUGGAGUGCGUCUGGGUGAUACACGUGGCUGAGAAAUUACACAUAGAACUGAUGAUCCUAAGCCUGAAAUUAGAGGACAUCUAUGGGUGUCCUUACGACUUUAUCGAAGUGUUCGAUGGACAACAGGCUGCCUCACUCUCCAUGGGCAGGUUUUGUGCUGGGACAGAGCUCACGUUCCUUUCUUCUUCAAACAUCAUGACCUCAGUGUUCAGAAGCAAUGCCAUGAUCACCAACACAGGGUUUUAUGCUCUGUACAACACCGUUCAGCAAGAUGAAAGAGAGAACGGUUUAGGAGAACUGAAGGGAGGUGAGCUACCCACACCGUCUAUGUCUUCCACUGCCUCUCUGCCUUACCUAGGAGCAUCUGCUGCUGUGAGUUACCCAGCCUCAGCAUCUUUUCCAAAGCCAACAGAGGUGCCCACAUGGACAGGUCUGGGACUGCGGCUGGUGAACAGGUCCAGCAGAUGUGAGGGCCGAGUCAAGGUCUACCAUGCCCAUGCCUGGGGCACCGUGUGUGAUGACAGCUGGUCUAUAGAGGAUGCCCACGUGGUCUGCAGGCAGCUGGGCUGUGGCCUGGCUGUGUCUGCCCUCCCAGGAGCCAGCUUCGGCCCUGGGUCAGGCAGCAUCCUCCUCGAUGACGUCAACUGCACAGGAAGGGAGUCCUCCCUGGGGCAGUGCCCUCACAGCGGUUGGUUCACCCACAACUGUGGGCACCAUGAACAUGCUGGCGUCAUCUGCUCAGAUUCUGCAGCUGCUGGACAUCCAGCUUCUUCAACUCCUGGGAAGCACCCAAACGAUUUUCAUCUAACAGCUCUUGAAGUUGCCCCAGCAUUGACAGAAAUGGGCUGCAGCAUUGCAUCAGCUACAGAAAUAACCACUUCACCUGUUCCUGCUUCAAUUUCAGCCACAGAUUUGGCCCUUACACCUGUGUCUUUGAAUACUGCUGUAACCACCUCAACAGCUUCCAUCUCCACUGCCGUGACCUCCACACCAGAGAUCUCUUCAACCUCAGCAGAAGUGACCUUUCCACCUGAUGCAUCUUCAACCUCAGCAGAAGCGGACAUGCCCUCUGAUACGACUCCCACUGCAGCUGAAGCCCCUUCUUCACCAGAGCCUCCCCUGCGCCUGGCGGGCGGGCGGAGCCGCUGUGAAGGCCGGGUAGAGCUGCAGCACCAGGGCGUGUGGGGCACGGUGUGCGACGACCACUGGAACAUCAGGAACGCCCGCGUGGUGUGCCGCCUCCUGGGUUGCGGCCGUGCUCUGGGUGCCCCGGGCCGCGGCCGCUUUGGCCAGGGCACCGGGCCCAUCCUGUUGGACGACGUGCGCUGCUCCGGCAACGAGGACGCAUUGGAGCGCUGCACCCACUCGGGCUGGGCCCGGCACAACUGCCAGCACCGCGAGGACGCGGGCGUGGUGUGCGCAGGUCUGGCUGACUCUCUUGUACCUAAGGACAAUGCCCAGCUAUCCUGCUUGCCUCACCUCUUCCAAGCCGUCAUUGACCGAGGCUAUCUCUGGAGGCUGGGCUACUCCUCCUGGGACAUCCACUUAAAUGAUGAGCUAUGUCGCCCCAAAGUCAUGGGACGCUACCUGAUCUUCAACAUUCCCUAUGGCCACUGUGGCACAAUCCAGCAGGAGUACCUCGGCUCCCUCAGCUACUCCAACUCCAUCAGAGGCCGGACACGGGGCCACCCUGGCCGAGUCAUUGUGCGGCACAAGGUGCCCAAGCUGAAGUUCACCUGUAGGGACGGCCCAUCCACAGUUGAAAUCAUUCAUGGGGAUGACGCCCCAACGGAGGGUGCUGGCUACACUGUGUCCAUAUCCUUCCUCCAGUCCCCUGAGUCCCAGCAUGUGGGAGGCAUGGCGUCCUACUAUGACAGCCAGAGGAAAGAGGUCUUCCUCCAAGCCACCCUCCACAGCCCCAAUCCCAACCUGAUGCUCUUCGUGGAUACCUGUGUGGCUUCUCCUGAUCCCCAUGAUUUUACAACCAUCAAGUAUGAUUUGAUCCGGCAGGGGUGCAUCAAAGACAAUACCUACGUCAACUUCCAUCCCCGCCAGAAGAACAUGGCUCAGUUCAAGUUCAAUGCCUUCAGCUUUCUUGACAGCUAUGAUGUGGUAUAUCUGCAGUGUAAGGUUGCAGUGUGCAAGGUGGGGGACUAUGCCUCUCUCUGCUCCCAGGGCUGCGCAGGACAGAGUAGGAGAGGUGCAGGCCCCACGGAGGCCAGGGAAAAGCAGACUGAGCAUUUCCAAAUGGUGGGGCCACUGGAGAUCCACAAAGUCACUGCUCAGAGGAGGACUCUUGAGUGAUUUCUGCAAUUUUCAUGUGAAUCUGUAGAAAGCAAAGUCGAUUUCUCUUCAGUAAUGUUUGACCAAUCAGAAGCUAUCCGCAUAGAGACAGGUCAAAGAAACAGCCAGAGGGGAUUGCUUCUCUGAGAUUUGUUACUAAAUAAAUCUUCUCUGAUUACUAAACUUC
Pongo pygmaeus (Bornean orangutan) is the source of this 3439-nucleotide messenger RNA. RefSeq names its product deleted in malignant brain tumors 1 protein. Gene Ontology annotation, biological process: zymogen activation. Bases 1 to 3273 code for a protein of 1090 amino acids. NCBI's taxonomy places the organism in Eukaryota, Metazoa, Chordata, Mammalia, Primates, Hominidae. The transcript has 27 exons. The record is from RefSeq and is a predicted model, not a curated record. Gene Ontology annotation, cellular component: plasma membrane. Gene Ontology annotation, molecular function: serine-type endopeptidase activity.